Sparassis crispa is the source of this 2079-nucleotide messenger RNA. RefSeq lists its product as hypothetical. The transcript has 2 exons. Bases 1 to 2079 code for a protein of 692 amino acids. Lineage: Eukaryota; Fungi; Basidiomycota; Agaricomycetes; Polyporales; Sparassidaceae. Gene Ontology annotation, molecular function: DNA binding. The record is from RefSeq and is a predicted model, not a curated record.
AUGCCGCCUACAUCUGUCAAGAAACCUCGCUCAGGACGUAGGCUUGGUGCUAAUGGAGCCGAGGGAGUCGCACGAGAGUCCGCGCAAGUUCGUCACAAUCUAGCUGAGCCUGCAAGAUCUAUAGUAAGUGUCGCGACUCUCGCUGAACCUGAAGCAGUAGACGAUGGACUGGAGGACUGGGAAGAUGACGUCUCGCCGUUACAAGGUCGAGGGAACCGCACGCCGUGGACGCCAUCCAGGCCACCCAAGCUUCCAUCUUUGUCCACCGUGGCACGGAAGCCGCUGGCACGCUCUGCUGUCCCUUUGCCUGAACGUCGCUCUACAUUUGGCCCUCGAGGUUACCAGCUGAAGGUGUUCGGGAAAGACGACCUCCCUGGGGCCUCGCAGGAAACUGGACGACUUGACGUUAUCAAGACACGUGGUGCCACUUCUUCCGCUGCAAAUGCACUUCCGCUUGCAGGAUCGGUUGGGGCUAGGACUUCUGAGACACCUGCGCCAAUCCCAUCUUCAGUUUAUGUCCUCAUUUCGAAGCAGGACCAUAAGCGCAAACGUGUUUCUGCCUUGCAGAUUCCCUCGGUCGCAGGCCAUACUUCGGAGAAUUUGAUUUCGUCUUCAGUCACUGCACAUACAGCUGCCGAGUCUCACAUCCAGCCAGAUUCCAGCGCGGAUGCUGGUGUACAUACGCGCUCGAAUGGUCUCAUGGAGGCGAUCAAUUCACGCGCUGUUGCGGACACUGGGAAACAACAGACCUCGGUCGCCGCAAUCACAGCGUCGGAAAUUCCGAGCGCACAGCAAGAUAGAACCCUUGUCGCACCCAUCGCUGUAAAGAAGCGUCGAGGUCGUCCGCGUAAGACAGAUACACUUAUUCCUUCUCCGUCCGUCGUCAAGAGGCCGCGUGGGCGUCCGCGAGAGAGUGCCCCUGCUGCUCUUCCAGCUCCUGCGCUCGCCUCACAAGACCAGAGGUCUCUGCUGUCCCCGCCGACCAGCAUCAGCAUCGCUGCCAUUACCGGUACUGCUGCCGUCACUUCACCUCAAAAACGCUUGUGCAGCCACAUUUCGUGCCAAAAUGCUCUUCUCCCAUUUGCCGAGUAUCGUUUUCUACUGUGCGAGAAAUGUCGCGAGCGCGGGAGACGAAAUUAUCAUAAGGGGAAGAAGAUAUUUCCGGAGCGUCUUGGACAUAUACGGGCUGCAGGUGAAGUGCAAGGUCUGAGCUCGGAGGAGAGAACGGGCAAGAGGAGGAAGACCAUCACUUCUGUUCUGAGUGAUGGCAAUCCUGCUAAUGCGGCCUCGAGCGAGAAUAAUCUAGGGCGUCAGGACAAAAGGGUGCUUCUCUCACACAGUGACACAUUGCCCAAUCGGCUGGAACAGGAGGAGGAGGGCUAUGAGAAAGCAAAGCAUGAAGAGGAGGAAGAGGCGGUGGGGAACGUUGAACAACCCAGCAACUCUGCAGCCCCUGGGUCGUCAAAACCUGCUGGUCCAGCUAAAUGGUGGCUGGAUACCGUGAACCUUACUUGGCGGCGCGUAUCAGAACCUACGUCCAUUCCGCCCACCCCGCCCAUGAGAUCUCUAGCAAACCAUAUCACUGCCAGCACUGAGGCACAUCCUUGCGAGUUCGAGUCGCUUGCCGAACUCUGCCUUGCGUUGACUGCUGCAUAUUCGAGCGCGACGACCCUGAUGACCCGCCGUGUGUCCAAGUCCGGAAUACUGAAUUUUGCUGAUGGCAGUCAGGGAGAUAGUAAUGGAUUGUUGCAGUUUUACGGAACCACAACUGUCAUCAAGGAUGCUCAGGUGAUCGCCGAUGAGCAGUAUGUACGGGAUCUCACCGAAGAGAUCGUGUAUGGAAGUGGAAUACAACUUGGAGUGCGGAUGGAUGAUGAAUAUGUGACCUUUAUGAAGAGGGGAAAGGUUUCUAUGGUCAUUCUUCUGUGCGAGUGCGCUUCUUCCGGGCCCAAUGGACCCGGCAAGGGAAAACUUAACAAAUGUGGAGGACACAUGGGCGUGAGCAUCGAAGAAGAGCACCCAAAUACAGAAUCAGAGCAAGAAACGGUGCUCAGGAUUAAGGUAGAGAUGCUACACUGA